AUGAGCCGGCAAAAUUUUUUUGGAAUUGUAGUGGGUACUGCAAUGCAAAAAACUGUUAAAGUACGAGUUGCAAGACAAUUUGUUCAUCCUAUAGUUCGUAAGGUAAUUGAAUGGCACGAGAUUUUACGUGAUUAUUUUGGAUCAUUACCUGUUAUAACGAGGCACAAAAAAUUCCUUGCGCAUGAUGAAAAAGAAGUUUGUACUUUAGGUGAUGUAGUAAGAAUCGAGGCUUGUAGACCUUUGAGCAAAAGGAAAAGUUUCACUGUUGCAGAGAUCAUUAGACCCGCAAGAACUUGGACAGAUCCGAUGAGUGGUGAAAUUAAGCGAUAA
Messenger RNA from Cetraspora pellucida, 330 nucleotides. Lineage: Eukaryota; Fungi; Glomeromycota; Glomeromycetes; Diversisporales; Gigasporaceae. The record is from the annotation of a GenBank genome assembly.